Molecule: messenger RNA, 537 nt
Organism: Penicillium verrucosum
Lineage: Eukaryota; Fungi; Ascomycota; Eurotiomycetes; Eurotiales; Aspergillaceae
Product: U4/U6-U5 snRNP complex subunit SNU23
Exons: 2
Coding region: 1-537 (178 amino acids)
Biological process (GO): mRNA splicing, via spliceosome
Cellular component (GO): U4/U6 x U5 tri-snRNP complex; spliceosomal complex
Molecular function (GO): zinc ion binding; nucleic acid binding
Source: RefSeq, a predicted model, not a curated record
AUGUCAAAUCCAAACGCCUACGGCACCCCGGUGUCGGACACGGCCUUCCCGGCCGACGCCGAAACGAAACGCAAAGCCGAAGGCAAAGCCCGAUACGAAGCGAAACUACUGGGCAAGAAAUACCAUGCGCCAGUCGACUACAGCAUGCUCGAGGAUACCACAGCCCGCAACCAGCGCCUGGACGUCGCGUCCAUGGUGGGCAAGACCGUGAUUGUACCCGCAGGCUCGGGAAUGGGCAAACGCGGCCGUGGUGCCGGAUUUUACUGCAAGGACUGUGAUCUUACCUACAAGGAUAACUUGCAACUUGUGGAGCACUUGAACAGCAAGCAGCAUUUGAUUGCGACGGGACAGAGUGGCGAGGUGAAAAGGGCGAAUGUUGAGGACGUGCGCUUGCGGUUGAGGAUGCUUUCGCAUCGGAAGCGACAGAGGGACGAGGAAGAGCGCAAGGCUUGGCAGCUUGAUCUGGGGGUGCGGCUUAAGGAACGGGAGGAGAUUGAUGCUAAGGAGAGGGAGGGAAAAGAGGCGCAAGCGCAAUGA